GUGUUUAUUGAUUGAUAUUCAUUCAUAGAGACAUCACCUUUUUACUUCUUACUUCUUCUUCUAACUUUUUAUAAUCUGAUUUUACCCAAUUUCUAGGGUUUCUCGGUGCAACCAUCCACACUGAAGCAACAAUGCCUCGUUACUACUGUGACUACUGCGAUACUUAUUUGACCCACGAUUCCCCAUCUGUUAGAAAGCAGCAUAAUUCUGGUUACAAACAUAAGGCUAAUGUAAGGUCCUACUAUCAGCAAUUUGAAGAGCAACAAACUCAAAGUUUAAUUGAUCAGCGAAUCAAAGAACAUCUUGGGCAAGCUGCGGCUUUUCAGCAGGUUGGCGUGGCUUAUAAUCAUCUAAUGGUUCAGAGGCCAAACCUUCCUGCUGUAUUGCCACCCCCAAGAUUUCCCAUUCCUGGAGGUCAACCACUAAUGCCAGGGUUCAGACCUCUCAUGCCUAGACCUAUGCCUGUUCCUGGGGCACCAGGGUAUGGUUCUGCGCCUACUAUGCCACAAAUGAUGCCUCCACCUGGUGCUCCCCAGAUGCCGGGUCAGUUAAAUUCCCUACCACGACCCCCUUCAUUAGCUCCCCCACCAACAGCUCCUGGAAGCACUGCACCGCCACCUUCCAACGGUGCUCUCCCUAUGGCAUCAUCAGCAAUGUAUCAAGCCAAUGCACCGGCACCAUCAUCUGGAGGUUAUGAUAAUUACAAUUCCAAUUCCAAUGCUCAAGCACCUGAGGGCAAUCACUAAGCUGGUCAAACUUGUAUGUUAUUUAAUAUUAAAUUUUGCACUAAUGUGGCACUUGUUCUGUAAAAUCACACUGCCUUAUUCUUUGCUAUUUUCUAUGGUAACUCAGUAAGAAAGCGUAGUCUUUGCAGGGACCCAAAGCCUUUA
This is a messenger RNA of Trifolium pratense (red clover), 890 nucleotides long. RefSeq names its product U1 small nuclear ribonucleoprotein C-like. NCBI's taxonomy places the organism in Eukaryota, Viridiplantae, Streptophyta, Magnoliopsida, Fabales, Fabaceae. The record is from RefSeq and is a predicted model, not a curated record. The transcript has 4 exons. Bases 132 to 746 code for a protein of 204 amino acids. Gene Ontology annotation, biological process: spliceosomal snRNP assembly; mRNA splicing, via spliceosome; mRNA 5'-splice site recognition. Gene Ontology annotation, cellular component: nucleus; U1 snRNP. Gene Ontology annotation, molecular function: pre-mRNA 5'-splice site binding; zinc ion binding.